This is a messenger RNA of Heterostelium album PN500, 1707 nucleotides long. RefSeq lists its product as uncharacterized. Gene Ontology annotation, biological process: protein polyglutamylation; microtubule cytoskeleton organization. Bases 1 to 1707 code for a protein of 568 amino acids. The record is from RefSeq and is a predicted model, not a curated record. Gene Ontology annotation, cellular component: cilium. Gene Ontology annotation, molecular function: tubulin binding; tubulin-glutamic acid ligase activity. Lineage: Eukaryota; Evosea; Eumycetozoa; Acytosteliales; Acytosteliaceae. The transcript has 7 exons.
AUGAAAUAUAUAUUAUAUUCUAUUAUCUUAUCUUUAUUAUUUCUUAGUGUUAUUUCAGUAGAUGUUGAAAGAGUUAGUAAUGCCGAUGUAGAUUUAAAUGUCAAUUCCGAUUACAAAGAAGUUGUAGAACAACCUUUGGAUGUAGUUACGGAAUCAAAUUCACAUAUUAAAAAGUAUUCUUCUCUUUUGAAGGAUAUAGAUUUGAAUGAUGAACAGAAACUUAUUGAGUUGUAUGGAAAGAGUAAAUUAAAGUCAGUUGCAGUCAUCAAGAAUUCAUCUCUUGUAGCAUCAAAGAAUAAUAUUAUGAUGGUUUCAUCUUCUGGAUCGAGAAAAGCAUACAAUAAGAAAAUGUCAGGCACAAAACCCAAUCUAAAGAAUUUAAUAGAUUUUACUGAGGAGCAGAUUGCUGCACAAUGGGAAAACAGAAAUCUACUCAAUGAAGUUUUCGAAGAACGAUUCUUCCGACAAUUAUAUUCAAUCGAUGAAUUGAUUGAUCUAAAGUUUAAUAAUAAAAAUGUUAUUGAUCUUAUUUGGUUAAGAAUUCCUUUGCCUAUUGUAGAGAAUGAUGACUAUCCUUUGGAUUUGUAUAGAAAUGUAGAGAAGAAUCAUCAGAUCAAUCGUUAUCCUUUAAUGGCACAGGAAAUCAAUGCUAAACAUUCAUUAGCAAAGAAUAUUAGGGAAAUGUCAAAGAGAUUCAGUGCCGAGGAGUUCUCAUUUCAUCCGACAACAUUUAUUUUACCUGAGGAUUUUGAAUCACUCAAACAAUAUUCACUUGACAAUCCAGAUGUUCAAUUCAUUAUGAAACCAAAGUUUGGUGGAAGAGGUACUGGUAUUCAUUUAUACGCAAAUGCCAAUCAAAUUGAAAAUGACCCAAAUUAUGUUGUCCAAAAUUAUAUUACAAAUCCAUUUUUGAUUGAUGGAAAGAAAUUCACAUGUAGAUUAUAUGUCUUGGUAACUUCAUUGGAUCCAUUGAUUAUUUAUAUUCAUAAUAAUGGUGUUAUCAAAUUUGCAACAACCGAGUUCAAUACUGAUAAGACCACUUUCAAUGAUGAAAAUAUGUCAAUGCAUAUCACCAAUCAAGCUGUAAACUCUGGUAAAUCAAACUUUGCAUUUAGCACAGAUAUAAAUGUGGACGACAUUGGAAGUAGAUGGAGUCUUAAAGCAUUCUGGAGAUAUCUUGAUAAUAACAAUAUCUAUUCAUCUACUUUGCUGUGGAAGAAUAUCAAAGAUGUUGUUGUCAAAUCGAUAUUCAGUGUUGAACAAUCAGUUCUCGAAAAGACAAAGGAAUUAAUGAAGUCUGAAUCAAGUGUAUUCCAAUUAUUAGGUGUAGAUGUUGAUUUAUUAGACAAUUUCCAACCUAUUUUCAUUGAAGCGAAUACCAAUCCACAAUUGGGAGGAUCAAAAGCACCAUUUGAUAACUAUAACAAAUUGGAAUUAAUCAGAGAGACAUUCGAUUUAAUAGGACACACCAUUUACAAUUCUACCGCAAUGAAAGAAGACAUCAAAUCAAAACUAUUACAACAAAGAACACAGUCCGACGAUAAUGAUUUGAGCAAGACCGAUAUUGGCAUCAUGUCGACGGUUGAUAUCGAUCCGCUACAAUUCAAAACCAUCAAGCAAAUAGAUGAACAAUCACUCCAAAAACUCGUACAAUUUGAAUUUGAGAUGUUACAUCGUUAUGUAAAGAGUGAUGCUAAAGAUUAUUGA